This is a messenger RNA of Elgaria multicarinata webbii, 2862 nucleotides long. It is a transcript of the gene OSBPL9, whose product is annotated as oxysterol binding protein like 9. Lineage: Eukaryota; Metazoa; Chordata; Lepidosauria; Squamata; Anguidae. The transcript has 24 exons. The coding region runs from base 70 to 2283 and encodes 737 amino acids. Gene Ontology annotation, cellular component: cytosol; intracellular membrane-bounded organelle; membrane. Gene Ontology annotation, molecular function: sterol binding. The record is from RefSeq and is a predicted model, not a curated record.
CCUCAACCCCCGCCCGCGCGACCAGCGUUCGCUCCAGUGGGGCUGUUUGGCAUCUUACCGGCUCCCAAGAUGGCGUCCAUCAUGGAGGGCCCGCUGAGUAAAUGGACCAACGUGAUGAAAGGCUGGCAGUACCGCUGGUUCGUGCUCGACUACAACGCAGGGCUGCUCUCCUACUAUACGUCAAAGGACAAAAUGAUGCGAGGAUCGCGCCGAGGCUGUGUUAGACUGAGAGGAGCUGUGAUUGGUAUAGAUGAUGAGGACGACAGCACAUUCACAAUAACUGUUGAUCAGAAAACCUUCCAUUUCCAGGCUCGAGAUGCUGAUGAGAGAGAGAAAUGGAUUCAUGCUUUAGAGGAAACCAUCCUUCGUCAUACUCUUCAGCUUCAGGGUGUGGAUCCUGGAUUUGUUCCAAGUGUCCAAGAUUUUGAUAAAAAGCUUACAGAAGCAGAUGCUUAUCUACAAAUUUUAAUAGACCAAUUAAAGCUCUUUGAUGAAAAGCUUCAAAACUGCAAAGAUGAUGAACAGAGAAAAAAGAUUGAAAACCUCAAAGAAACAACCAGUAGCAUGGUCGAAUCAAUAAAACACUGCAUUGUGUUGCUGCAGAUUGCUAAAGACCAAAGUAAUGAGGAGAAGCACGCAGAUGGACGUAUAAGCACUAUUAACCCUGUUGAUGCAAUAUAUCAACCUAGUCUGUUGGAAUCUUCUGUGAUCAGCACAAUGCCUACCCAGACUGUCUUACCUCCAGAACCAGCUCAGCUUUGUAAAUCAGAACAACGACCUUCAUCCUUGCCUGUUGGACCUGUUGUAGCAUUACUUGGAAAUCAGACUCCAACACCAAAUAGUACAGGAAGUGGCCAGUCAGCACCUAGCAGCAGUUUAACUUCCCCGAGCCAUGCCAAUCUUUCUCCAAAUACAGUUCCAGACUUUUCCUAUUCUAGCAGUGAAGAUGAAUUUUAUGAUGCUGAUGAAUUCUAUCAGAGUAGCUCAUCCCCAAAAAGAUGUUUGAAUCCUUCAGGGCCUGGGGCAAUCCUCACACGUAGCAGCACAGGAAGUAGUAUGAAACGGCCAGACACUACAGAAUCCCUCAAUUCUUCCAUGUCUAAUGGGACAAAUGAUGCUGAUCUUUUUGAUCCUCAUGAUGAUAGAGAUGAUGAUGGUGAAGGCGAGUCAGUGGAAGAACAUAAGAGUGUUAUCAUGCACCUUUUAUCACAAGUUAGGUUAGGAAUGGACCUAACAAAGGUGGUUCUUCCAACGUUUAUUCUGGAAAGAAGAUCACUCUUAGAAAUGUAUGCUGACUUCUUUGCGCAUCCAGACUUAUUUGUGAGUAUUAGUGACCAAAAAGAUCCGAAGGACCGAAUGGUUCAAGUGGUAAAGUGGUACCUCUCAGCUUUCCAUGCAGGACGGAAAGGAUCUGUUGCUAAAAAGCCUUACAAUCCCAUCUUGGGGGAAAUCUUCCGAUGUCACUGGAUGCUGCCAAAUAUUGAACAAGAAGAUAAUAUGGAGACAGUUGCAGAUGGACCACUUCCUUGGGUAACCCAUAACAGCGUAACAUUUGUAGCAGAGCAGGUUUCUCACCACCCUCCAAUUUCAGCAUUUUAUGCAGAAUGCUCUAGAAAGAAAAUACAAUUCAAUGCCCACAUCUGGACCAAGUCAAAGUUCCUGGGAAUGUCUAUUGGUGUUCAUAAUAUAGGCCAAGGGUGUGUGUCAUGCCUAGAUUAUGAUGAGCACUACAUUCUGACUUUUCCCAAUGGCUACGGGAGAUCUAUUCUCACAGUGCCAUGGAUAGAGCUUGGAGGAGAAUGCAGCAUUAGCUGCUCCAAGACAGGCUAUAAUGCUAGCAUAAUCUUCCACACAAAGCCUUUCUAUGGGGGGAAAAAGCACAGAGUUACAGCAGAAAUCUUUUCUCCUAAUGACAAGAAAUCCUUCUACUCAAUUGAAGGAGAAUGGAAUGGUGUCAUGUAUGCAAAACAUGCAACAGGGGAGAAUGUAGUCUUUAUAGAUACCAAGAAAAUGCCUAUCAUUAAGAAGAAAGUAAGAAAACUAGAAGACCAAGAAGAGCAUGAAUCCCGCUGCCUAUGGAAAGAUGUAACUUACAACUUAAAGAUCAGAGACAUUGAUGCAGCUACUGAAGCUAAGCACAGGCUUGAAGAAAGGCAAAGAGCUGAAGCUAGAGCCAGGAAAGAGAACGAGGUUCCGUGGGAGACACGGCUAUUCCACGAAGACGGAGAAUGCUGGGUUUACGAUGAGCCACUACUCAAGCGACUUGCCGCCACUAAAUAUUAACUGGGCCAUGCCUGUGAAGUUCAAGCCUUGGCUUAGUGGUGAUAAUUGUAACUUUCAAGUCCUCUUCUUUUGGAGAGCCUGUCUCCUCCAGUGACGUUCCUAUCUCAGGGAUACUGGACUUAUUGAUGCAUCGAACAAUUAAAACAGGAAGAGCCUUGACUGUGUAGCAGUAAUUUAUAUUGGCCUUUCCUGUCUGACCUCCCAUGCUUCUAGGAGAAUUAAUAAAACCUGGGCUUGAGCCCCUUCGUGUACAUUCUAGCCACCGCUGUAAAAGGUGCAAUGGGGCAUUUGAUGCCAGUUACAUAUGAUACUGGCAUCCUACAUAAUACAUACACAUGGCUUCACUUCAUUAGAGCCAGUUAGUUUCUAUGUAAAUAUGAAGAUUCCUUUGGUCAGUUUAGAAAAUGCAAGAUUCUAAUCUACCAACUAGUGUAUUUAAAAGAAAAUCAAAACUUUUGGCACUUCAUUGUUUCCCCAAAAUAACUUUGGUAUUUUUAGAAAUGAAAAUGUAAUUAUAGAUUACCAUUUGGUUCUUGCUGGUGCAUCUAUAAUGCUUCAUAAAAUAGAUUUUCAAACGUA